AUGGAUGAUAGUCUAUGUGGAAAAUUUGUUCUUUUGAGGACGUAUUUACCCGAUGAAUUAAACAACAAUAUAACACUCGAAUUUCAUGAAAAUAGUCAUUUUAAGGAUUACUGCUAUAAUAAAGAUUCAGGAAAAAAUGAGUGCAUUACUGAUAUCGAUAAAAUUACGGUUGGAUUUUUAUGGUUACUUUCAGAAUAUUAUCUUAUGUCCCAAACUAAAAAUUAUAACGAAAACAUUGCUAAUCCAUUUUUUCUAUAUAUUAUUUCAUGGUUUAGUUACAAAUUAAAGAAAUACAAAGAGCAUAGUACCACCAAAAUAUACGAUUUUUAUAAUAAUAAUGUAAUAAAUAAUCAUAAAUAUAACAAAUUUGUAACUGAUGCCUAUAGAAUUACAAAUCUUAAAGAUAUCUUAAAUAAAAAAAAUGAAUUUUUGAAUAUUACUAUUGAAGAUAUGUCUAAUUAUUAUGAUGCAUUCAAAUUAUUAUGUAAUAUGCACGAUAAUGUUGCAAGUAAUGAAUAUGGCGAAACAUUUUUAAAUAAUGCUACUAAUUUUGUUAGCAAAUAUGCAAACCUCAAAUAUGGCUGUAAUAUUGAAAGUACUCUACAUAAUCAAAUAUUGUCUGCUAUAUCAACUGAUUAUAAUAAUUUAAAAAAUAAAUGUAAAAGUUGUACAUCCCUUCCAGAUAUAACAGACGUUUCUGUACUAGCAUCUGUAUAUACAUCAAGUUCGUCGAUAGGAAAUAAAUUAUUUACAGUUUUAUCGAUAUUUGGUGCAAUAGCAUUUUUUUUAGGAAUUUCUUAUAAGUAUUCGUUAUUUGGAUUUCGGAAACGAUUUCAAAAACAAAAAUUAAGAGAAAAAAUAAAAAAUAUAAAGAAGAAAAUGAAUCAUUAA
Messenger RNA from Plasmodium yoelii, 891 nucleotides. Its product is annotated as PIR protein. The record is from RefSeq and is a predicted model, not a curated record. The transcript has 3 exons. Bases 1 to 891 code for a protein of 296 amino acids. NCBI's taxonomy places the organism in Eukaryota, Apicomplexa, Aconoidasida, Haemosporida, Plasmodiidae.